Molecule: messenger RNA, 2406 nt
Organism: Paralichthys olivaceus (Japanese flounder)
Lineage: Eukaryota; Metazoa; Chordata; Actinopteri; Pleuronectiformes; Paralichthyidae
Product: tumor necrosis factor receptor superfamily member 5
Biological process (GO): apoptotic process; positive regulation of tyrosine phosphorylation of STAT protein; positive regulation of isotype switching to IgG isotypes
Cellular component (GO): external side of plasma membrane; CD40 receptor complex; membrane
Molecular function (GO): CD154 receptor binding; transmembrane signaling receptor activity; antigen binding
Source: RefSeq, a predicted model, not a curated record
GAGACACAGAGAGAGAUAGAGAGAGAUGGAGGGGGAAAACAGCAGAUGAGGGUUGCUGGGGUUUUCCACCGUGUUGGAUCAGAAAAGACAUGAGAAGUAGGUAAGACAGAGUGAGAGGGGGAAACACAUGUAGUCACGGAGAGAGAUCAGACAGCAGGAAGAGAGCGGAGACAGAAGAACGUGAGUGCUGAAUGAGUGAACAGCAGAAGAGAGAUUUCAGUGAGCGGAGACAAGUUAAACAUCAGAGGUCUGGAGCAGGCUUAGAGUGUGGAGGCAGACAUUAGACAUUUUACACACAGGAGGGGGACCAGUGAUGAACUGCUCGAGUGAGGACAAGUACCUAAAAGGUGUAAGAUGCUGUGAUCGCUGUUCUGCAGGGACGUAUGUGCAGGCUGAUUGUGACGGCACAAGAGUGACCCAGUGUGAUAAAUGUCGACAUGGGUUUUACACGGCCACGAAAAAUCACUUAACAAAAUGCCAUCCCUGCAAAGAGUGCAGUUCCAAAAACAACCAGAGGAAAUCCAAAAACUGUUCAGCUUCAGAGGACACGGAGUGUGAGUGUGAGACUGGUUUCUACUGUAGUAAUGACCAGUGUGACCACUGCCAGCCAGUGACCCAGUGUCCUGCGGGUGAAGGAGUGCAGGUUCUAGCCAAUCGCACCAGUGAUACCAUCUGUGCUCCGUGUGAGGAGGGGACCUACAGCAACGUAACAGAUUUCAUCUCACGCUGUAAAACACACACCAGAUGCGCGGACUUAGGCAGAGAGCUCACAAUUCAGGGAACCAAAACAACCAAUUCCAUCUGCGGUGAUGGUUUACCUCGUUGUUCCUGGAUGCUGCCCGCAGGCCUGUGGUCAGGACUUGUGUUGACAGCACUUGUCCUUCUCGCUGUUGUCGUCUGGAGGGCAAAGCGCAGAGCAGUGAAAGUCAGGUCCAGUGUUCCUGUUACGGCAGAGGUGGUUCCCGUAGCACUGGUGACGUUGCCGGAUCAGUCUUUACCGUCCACAGAGCCGAACGGCUACUGCCAAGAGAGCUGUGCCAUGGAGGAAUGCAAGUUAACACUUAUCAGCCCAGAUGAUGAUCUGGUCAGCUGCGACAUGGACAUUAGCCUCCCCAUAACCCCGCUGAAGGUCUCUGUUUCAUUUGCUGAAUCCAGUCACAACACUGCAGCUGCAGGAUAUCGCACCAGCAACCUCCACAGGAGCCACUCAGAGCCACAGGAGGACGAGUGGUGUGGGACAUAACGGAGUAAAAGUUCUUGUAUAAGCACAGAUGGAGUUUAUAGUCACUCUCAACCUUGAGAUGCUGGAGAGCCUUAAACUAUAACUAUUUAUACCAACAAGAAAAAAGGAGUAUAGGCCUUAACUUUGUGGAGAGUUAUGGGUCGCUGAAUGUUUGUCGCCCCCUGCAGGACUUUUUUUGAGAACUUCUACCCAUGUGACGUAACUUUUUUUACAGUAUCUUGACAUCAGACAACUGACAGAUUUAUCACAUGAGCAGAUUCAACUGUUCAAAGCUAACACUGGUGCAGCUCUUUACUGUGACUGGAGCUUCGCACUGAAUGAAGUCUUUAGCUCAUUGUUGUUUCAAUUAAGGGAUAUGUCUUGUUAUUUUCUAUAUUUUUCUUGUCAACAAAUCUCAUGAAAAUACCAAACACAAACUAUUCAUACAAAUAUUGUCGAUGUGGACAAACUAUAUACAAGUUAUUCCUCAUUGCAAUAUAUGUACAUUGUUGCCAAAAGCGAAAUCUAUUUGUGGCGUAUUUUUUAAGAUUUAUAUCUUCAGUCUGAAUUAAUGAGCUUUGGGCAGUGGGAGGAAAUGGAGACUUCGGAGAUUUGUGGGCAGUGGGAGGAAGUGGAGACCCAGUGUCUAUCUAUGCACAGUCUACGCAUCCCACAAACUUGACAUAAAAUUUUGAAAGCAUUUAUGUGUUGUUGGGUUUAGACUUCUCAUGGAACUUGUUGACAGUAAAAUAUAAAAUUUCAAUUUCAAUUUAUUUUAAUUUAAGGUAUGUUUGUUCUUGUAAUAACGCUUUAAUCUUAUUUAACUUAUUUUGUUGCAAAUUCAGAUGAUUUAGACAAAGAAAUGAACAUUUUAACUGUUGGAAGCCAAAAGAAUAAAACUUUCUACCUUCUUUUAAAGUUUGCCGGAAUGGGAAUUUAGGUUUUCAAAUUUCAGUUUUCAUAAAAAGCUUCAGAUAUGCAGCAACACGCCCCACCACACAGACAGACAACUGAAGCAGUAAAACGUCUGAUUUGUUUAUCACAUCAUAAAGAUAUAGUGCAAUAUGAGGAAGUAUGUUUGGGAAUGUUUACCAGUCAACAGUCAUUCUGCUCUUCUCAGUACCAUCACACAGAAACAACCAACAACGUAACAGCACAUAUUUAGGCUUAUUGCUAAAUUUCAA